CGUGCUGCUAAAACUCUGCGCAAGCGGGUAUCCACGAUUCACAUUCAAGACAGUGAUGCAAACAAGCCCGCUGGAAAAUAAAGGGAUUCUUGUGUGGCUCUCUUGUGGACAUAAAGACCCCUGCCUCUCUUCUCCCACUAUGCGGAGGCUCGUCGACACCCACGCAGCCCACUGAGGUCGUGUAUAAGGGCUGUUUUAUGGACGGUGGGGACCGGGGAGAGGCUGUGAGGCUGGACCGUCCGGGGCAUCAGCUGAGCUGGAGGGAGCAGCGUUAGCAAGCUAGCCUUCGUGACAGACCACGGUCGUAACGGCAACAGUCGACUUCUCAGCAAGCCGCCGCUUCACUUCGCUCAUCAUGGCUACGAAUGGGAACAAUUUAACGCCGGGGAUGGGAGAGAUCAUCCAGCUAAACGUCGGCGGGACGAGGUUCAGCACCUCCAGGCAGACUCUGAUGUGGAUCCCAGACUCUUUCUUCUCAAGUUUACUGAGUGGAAGGAUAUCCACUCUUCGGGAUGAAACUGGAGCUAUAUUUAUUGACAGAGACCCUACAGCUUUUGCACCGAUUCUGAAUUUCCUUCGAACCAAAGAACUGGAUCUGCGAGGGGUCAACAUCAGCGUCCUGCGACAUGAAGCAGAGUUCUAUGGGAUUACUCCUCUAGUACGGCGCCUGCUGCUGUGUGAGGAACUGGACCGCUCAUCAUGUGGUAGCGUGCUCUUCCAUGGUUACCUGCCACCCCCAGCCAUCCCUGCCCGUAAGUCCAGUCCUGCCUCUGCCGCCUCUGGCUCUGUCUCGGAUGAGCGGCCGGGUCCAAGUGGAGCAGAGGGUUUUACCCGCGGUGUUCCCCUUCCUCACCCCUCCUUCUCUGGCUCACCUGGAACAGAUGACAACCACAAAUUGGGUCCCAUGGUUGACCCCAGGAAAGUGUUGAUUAUAGCAGGACACCACAACUGGAUUGUAGCAGCUUAUGCACACUUUGUCAUCUGCUACAGGAUAAAGGAAUCAUCUGGAUGGCAGCAGGUGUUUUCCUCCCCCUACCUUGACUGGACCAUUGAACGUAUUGCGCUAAAUGCCAAGGUGGUGGGAGGCCCUCAUGGAGACAAGGACAAGAUGGUGGCUGCAGCCUCUGAAAGCAGCAUCAUUCUCUGGAGUAUCCAAGAUGGAGGCAGUGGGAAUGAAAUAGGUGUGUUCAGCCUCGGCGUACCUGUUGAUGAUCUCUUCUUCAUCGGGAACCAGCUGGUUGCUACGAGUCACACGGGAAAGGUUGGGGUGUGGAACGCUGUCACUCAACACUGGCAGGUUCAAGAUGUGGUUCCCAUCACCAGCUGUGACACAGCAGGAUCCUUCCUACUACUGGGCUGCAACAAUGGCUCCAUCUACUACAUAGAUAUGCAAAAGUUUCCACUGAGGAUGAAGGACAACGAUCUUUUGGUGACUGAGCUUUAUCAUGACCCUUCAAAUGAUGCCAUCACUGCACUGUCUGUCUACCUCACACCUAAAACCAGUGUGAGUGGGAACUGGAUAGAGAUAGCCUAUGGGACGAGCAGCGGUGCAGUGAGAGUGAUCGUGCAGCACCCUGAGACCGUGGGAUCAGGCCCUCAGCUCUUUCAGACGUUCACUGUGCACAGGAGCCCAGUCACAAAGAUUAUGUUGUCCGAGAAACAUCUGGUUUCAGUGUGUGCGGACAACAACCAUGUUCGGACGUGGACGGUGACCCGGUUCAGAGGGAUGAUCUCCACACAGCCGGGCUCCACCCCUCUGGCUUCCUUCAAGAUACUGUCCCUGGAGGAGACGGAGAGCCACGGCAGCUACUGCUCUGGAAACGAUAUAGGUCCAUUUGGAGAAAGAGACGAUCAGCAGGUUUUCAUCCAGAAGGUCAUCCCCAUCACCAACAAACUGUUUGUGAGGCUCUCGUCAACUGGGAAAAGGAUCUGUGAGGUUCAGUCGGUGGAUGGGACCACCAUCUCCUGCUUCAUGGUUCGGGAGUGUGAAGGUUCCAGUCGAAUGGGAUCCCGACCGCGACGUUACCUGUUCACUGGUCACGGCAACGGCAGCAUCCAAAUGUGGGACCUGACCACUGCAAUGGACACCGCUAACAAAGGAGAAGAGAGGAAGAAAGAUGACGUAGGUGGGCCUACAGAGGAGGAGCUGCUGCAGCUGCUGGACCAGUGUGAUCUGAGCACUUCCCGCUGUGCAACGCCUAACAUUAGCCCCGCCCCCUCGGUGCUGCACCACACACGCUUCCGAGAGUCCUGCUCGAGUCUGCAGUUACAGGUCCAGGAGCCCAUCCCUGAGAGCCAGGCUACCUACGGAGCUGUGCGGCCCUACAGAGAGAGCCCCCUGCUGGCCCGCGCCCGUCGAACUGAGUCCUUCCACAGCUACCGAGACUUCCAGAACUUCAGCCUGAGUCGAGGCGUCCUGGACAGCACGGGCCAGACAUCGGCCCACGGGCCCAGUCAGCCCCCCGAUGCCCGCCGAUCUCUCUGUGACUUUGGGCCUGAGGACAGUGAGAGGAGAGCUUCAGUCAUGGAGCUCUGGGCCUGUCGAACCACCAGUGUCAGCUCUAACACAAGUGUUGGAGCCAUGAGUGCUGCCGGCGUCUCUGGGGCGAAAGCAGAAAGCGGUCAAGAAUCUCCACGGCAACCUCCAGACAGCCCAGUACCAGGAGGUGACGUGAGGCGAAAGGUGCAUCCUCAGCCAGAGGAAGGGGAGGGUGUUGGAUCAGGGGGAGACGGGGUGAAGGCAGACGGAGGUGUGAGGAAGAGGGGAGUCCUAGAAGGAGGCUUUCUUGGGAGAAAGAGGGCUCCCCCUGUCCCUCACCUCUCCUCCCUCCCCUCUGGAUCUGAAGGCGGUGGCAGCGACUCGUCUGCAAAUGCUUCACCGUCUCCAACCAAACUGGCUGCCUCCACCUCGCCGCGACACAGGAAGCUGGCGCCUGAGCCGUCCAGUCAGGACAGCAGCCUGUGAAAGCGUCUUCGUUUGAUCAGUGGAAUUAUCUCGUUGAGGCUUCCUGUAGGUGCACGGAGGAGUUAUUAUUUUGGAGAUGAGGGCUGAAUACAACAGGAACAGCUAAAUCAACUGCAGGCAAUGCCACCUUCCAUUUCCACCCCGCCUUUUUUAAAUAACUACAGUUCAGGAUACUUGUUAUUUUCAGAGUGCACACAACAGAAGUGCUACCAUGGUUUAAUGAGCUCAAGUUGAAGAGUUACAACAUCCCAGCACUAACAGCAUGACAUCUCAACCAGAGCAGGAAUGCAUUUGUUGUUUGUUUUUCAAAGAUUUUAUCACUGACUCUGUUGGGUGCAACUGGAGCUCUACCAUCUCAUUCUGUGUUUUUUUUUUUUUGUUUGUUUGUUUUAGGUUGUCUUAACAGAUUGGUGAUGAUGGAAGCACUUUUAAGUUUCAGGCAUGAGUCUGAUAAGUCCCGAAGAACUGCUGAAAUAGUUUUCUCUUCCUGUGUCAAUGUUACUAACUCAAGCUCUUAAGGAACACACACUGACUACAAGAAGAGGUCUGAUGACCUGGUACUUUUAAGUGGCUGUUAUUGCUGCCUGUUUGGUUGAAGCACACGUAUUAAGUUCCAGAUAAAUUUCCUCAACAAACAGAACGAAAAAUAAGACAGAACUGAUGGUUCUAAUAGUGACUGAGGAGUCUACUAUUUAGCUCGUGAGACUCUGCUGCAAACUAGAACUGACAAAGGCGCAAUAUCAUUCAGAACGUGACCUAAACCAUUUAAACAUACAGAAAACAUUCAGAUUUUGAUACAAUUUAUAUUAAAAAAUGUCUAUAUCCUCAGAUGACAGUUAAAAAAGAAACUUUUUAGCUGGCAUCUAGUCAGAAUAUCAUAAAAAUAUGACUAUAUAAUGAUAUAAACUAGAAAAAAAUGCAGCAAAACUUCUAGGAACAACUCAUUUGGUGAUUGACCAAGCUGAGUCAAGCUGAUAUUUUCUGCACUAUUUUCAUAUAGAUUUGUCAAUUUAACCACAGCCUCUCAAAGGCAAGAUGAUCUUAACUCUUUCUGACAAUAUGUGCAAUUUGCUGUGCAGUGAAUUUUUACUUCAAAUUAAACAUGGCACCUUAAGCAGAAUCUUGUCAGCUACUUGAUUUCCGAAAAUAAUGUGCUGCAGCCAGACACACAGUGUUCAUCAUUGUUAAAGCAAUGACACUAAAAGCCAACAGUGGCUGAGUAAUUCUGCAGCUCCAGCGUGUAAUAAGACCUUCUGGGUUUGUUGAUCGACAGCUCAAUACUAUGCAACAGUGGUGUUAAGAUGCACAACAGAAACUAACACUCUGGUUUCCACAUGACAGCUCACUAAAUGGUGAAAGGCAUUUUACAUGGAUGAUGACCUGCAAAAACACUGAACCCUCACAUGAGUGUGUGCUUACUUUUCAUUUCAGAAUUUUACCUAUUAGUUCCAGUCCAAAGGCAUUAUUAAUUUACUCCUACACUAAUUAUAGUUUAACAGCCUCCUUGAUCCUCAGCAAAGGCACAAAAAUGGGAACUGUUCUGUGACACUGAGUGCAUUUCGAUUUAACAAUUUGAGUUAUUCCAUUAAACAUCUCUAAAUGUGAAUUUGAAAGCAGAUGAUAAGUGGUGCAAAGCUCGAAAAAUUGCAGUCACACAAACAGUGAGAGCGAAUCUGUUUUCACCGCUUUGUAGUAUUCAGAGAGGAGUUUUCCUUGAUUUUUAAAUAGGAAAAAAAUCAUUUGGUACACGUUUUACUGUGGGGAAAGCUCACAUUUGUGCUUAUAGCUCAUAAGUAAGAAAAACUGUUUGUGCUCCUGGUUUUUUUUCUUCACAAUAGUGCCUGUUGUGAGAUCUCGCUAAUUAUUUAUUUUUUUAUUAGAUUUUUUUUCACUAUCAACAUAAUACUACACUCAGCUUAAUAUGAGGACCUACACUACAUCACUUUACUCCAUUUGAAACAGGUUUUAAUGUGUAUUGUGUUGUGUUGGAUGACUGUUGCAGUGCCUUAUUUAACUGUUAACUGUGUGUUUGAAUUUACAAAGAUGUGACCAAAGGCUUGUGAAGGUGGAGCUCAUUGUGGAAGCCUGUGAUGGGCCUGUUCACUCUGGCUUUGGCUAGAAUUGUGUUAUGUUGGAUUUAUAACAGGCCAAAUUAGAUUAUACAAGUGGCAUUACAUAUUGAAUCACCUGUUGUAAAUAUCCUCUAUAUAGACGUAAGAUUGGAAAAUCCAAACUUCCUCUUAAAAUCUGGGGAUUUUUUAAAAUCUGUAGCUUGCCUUUGUAGUUUGAGGUGAACCAGCUUCACUUUCUCUUCUAAGCAUAUCGUGGUGAAAUAUGAUCGCAUAGUGGAAAGAAAAACAAUGCACCUUGGUUAAGAUAUUUUUGUGAAGGCCUAGAAUGACAACCUGAAAUAGCAUUGUCAUUUUAUGAGCUAAACCAACUAGAUCCUCUGGAAUAUCCACUCACAGUUGGUCUGGCCCGGCUCAUGAUCUCUGGUACUUUCUUAUAACUUUUGUGGAAACAACUGAACAAACUGGUGAUGGUUAAAAAAAAAAGAAAAAAGGAAUGAAAUAUUGAUUCUAAUUUGCCAAAUCCAGGAGCUGUGUCACAUCUUUCAUCGCUUAUUAUCUCUGUAUAAAAUACAACAGACCAUGUGGUCCCUGCUUGUACAAAGAUGUAAAUUCCAGUACAUUAACUGUACAGAAAGUACACGAACGUACUCAAAACAAAAUCCUAAAAUGGAUGCAUUGAUGUGUGUAAUGUGUGUUCAUAUAAGGCCUAUACUGAUCUUAUCAUGCUAUUGGACCUAACUGCAUUUGCACUUGCACUAUGAAGAUUAAUAGUAAAGUAACUUGCUAGUGUUUAUUUUAUAUUAAAAAAAAUAUACAGUUUAAAGUGUAUUUCAGCACAUAGUUGUUUGUCUGUUUUAUCUGUCGUCUCUCAAUCCCCCUCUGGCUAUGUUUACAUUACAUUACAGCCAGAUGCUAAUGAGCUAAAAUAAAUACAUAUCUGUUUAUGUAAACUGCCCUGGAUGUCAUUGUUUUACAUUGAAAUGCUGCAUUGUGUUGUAAUAUUAUUUAAAGUUGCCUUCAGUAUUCAUCAAACACAAAGUUGACAACUACAAUAACUCCACUCACUGAAACCUCUCUUUGUACUCAACAUCUUACUAUGUACUUUCUUAAACCGGCAGUGAUUAUUUUAAAAUAUUUUUUACAUGUUUCUCGAUCUGCAGAAUAUUCAGCUAUUUUUUACAAUUUUCAUAUUUUUUUUAAGGAUACAAAACAUUUGCUGUGCAUAUUUUAAUAUAUUGUAUUCAGUAUUAUUACGUUGUUCUUGGAUCACAAACUUGACCUCAGUUUUCUGGCCACAGAAUGGAUUAAAUGUAACACAAACAAUUGUACUUUCUUGGGGGAUUUGAGAUGCUCAAAUCUAUGAAAUGAGUAUUUUGGAUGACAAGAUGCAUUCAAACAAAAUGUCAGUGCUCAAUGAUUUAUUUAUUUAUUACACAUUAUGGCAGUAAAGGCAGUUUUCACCUUUAAAACUAGACUUGGUAAGAAAAAAAACAGGCUGAAGAAACCCUGUCAGUCACUGCUGAGUUUGUAGUGAGUGGUUUGUACGCAUAUCUUACCGUAGUGAACGAUUUUUGUUUUGUUUGAACACCACAGAGGUGUGUGUGUGUGUGUGUGUGUGUGUGUGUGUGUCUCCCCAGCGCUUUCAUUUCACUAACCUUCCUGUUCAGACAGUCUCCUCUCUGAGACGGCGUCUGUCGUCAUUGUGAUUUAUGAGUUUAAUAAAACGCUGUGUGUGUGUGUGUGUGUGUGUGUGUGUGUGUGUGUGUGUAGCUCAGGGCUAUACUGUCCCUUACAAUCACUCCACAAGCUCUCUUUUCACAACCUCUCCCUCCCUCCGUGGCUGACAAUAGCUGUGAAUGUGGCUGUGAAUGUUUUAGAAGUGCCCUUGUCAGAUUGGUGUCCUUGAGCGAGGGCACGGUUGUUACUGCCAGUUUGUUAAUUUCAAACUUGCCUUGAUGUCCCCUUGAGGGACGCAGGAGCAAAACUAAAUUACUGCUGCAUAGUUCUGAUGGAGACACCGGCCCUCAGUGUGUUCGUGCUGCUGUGUGUGACUGUGUGUGGUAACUAAGCCUCUGUACAGCUGGUGGCACAUCUGUGUUGUACUAACUCAGCAGAAAAGAGAAAUCCUAAAUCGACAUCUCAGCUAGACGACCACCACGACUCGUGAGUCAGUGUAAGGAACACACUGAGAUAGAAAACUUCAUUUAUGAUGUAUCCAGUGUGUAAACAGCAACUGAGGCAUGUCUUACAUUGCUUAUCUACAUUUACUAAAGUUUGCUAAGCUAAAUAUCCAAAUAUAUUCAUGUACACACAUUCAACUGUGUGUGCAGAGUAUUUUGUUUUCAUUAUUGCAUUUCUGCAUGUUUAAAUGAAUAUUUCAACCGAGGCACAAUAUUGCCUUCAACAUGGAACAAAUAUUCAUAUAUCAUUAGUAGAGUUUUUGCCCUGUUUUUUCAUUGUGAUGCUUAUACGUCGCCAUUUGAUUCAUAUUUUGCCUUUCCGGGCUUGAACAUCAAAGUGGUACAUUUGUGCAUCUUUUAUUUUCAGCUGCUGCUUUCAAAUGUUGACAUCUCAGUUAACAAUGGAGUAAAAAAAAAAAACAACAAA
This is a messenger RNA of Amphiprion ocellaris (clown anemonefish), 7644 nucleotides long. RefSeq names its product potassium channel tetramerization domain containing 3 (gene kctd3). Bases 356 to 2965 code for a protein of 869 amino acids. The record is from RefSeq and is a predicted model, not a curated record. Gene Ontology annotation, molecular function: protein binding. Gene Ontology annotation, biological process: protein homooligomerization. NCBI's taxonomy places the organism in Eukaryota, Metazoa, Chordata, Actinopteri, Pomacentridae. The transcript has 19 exons.